CGCUCUCGCUCACUCACUCGCUCGCUCUCACUCUCAGAGUCACGCGCGAGCUGCUGGUCCUCCGAUGCGAUCCGUGUAGCUCAGUGAGGAGGCAAAAAGGUCGCGUGGACGCGUUUCAUGGCAGCAGCGCUGAUCACCGCCACGAGCUCCGCGCUCGCGCCGCUGGGACACGACGAGUUCGCCGCGGAGGAUCCCUGCGCCCUCUUUCACUUCGACUGCAAGAGCCCCCAGCCGGACAGGGUGUUGGCCAGCGACUAUGCGCAGGCGAAGCUCGAGAUGGACAAAUACCUGACGCCUCAGCCCCAGGCUUCCCUGCUGGCCAAGAAGGAUCAGAGCUUGUCUGUGGUGGACCAGUUAUUUGGAGAUGACCAUGGCUCCCCUUAUAGCAUCAACAUGAAUGUCUACCUGCCUGACAUCGCCUACCUACGUAGCGGUCUGUGCCGCCCAGCCCGUUCCUCCGUCCCCAGCCAAGUCAAAAGCAAGCCAGUGACCUCAUCACCUUUCUCUUCCCCACUGGACUGUUCCAUUAGUACACCCGUCCCGGCUCCACCAACUCUGCCAGAGUUCACCAGCAUCUUCAGUUCAGCUUCCGGGCCAGGCGUAGGAAUGGACGCCUGUGACGCUUCUGGCGGCAUCUUUGUCAAGCAGGAGAUGCCGUCUUUCGAGCUUCCCCAGGAUGGCCAUCUCUUCCAUCUUCUGAGCUCAGAGCUGGAUGAUCCCAUCCAAGGUGUUUCGGACUCUCAUGCCCACGCCAUGCCCUCACAGGUGCCCGCCUACCAUGACCUGCACUUAGCAGCCCCACAGACUGUGGCCAAGCCAUACUGCAGCAUGCAGGCCACUGGGUAUACUCUGGGUCCAGGCCACUUCACUCAAGGCCAGACACAGGUCAAAGCGCCCUAUCUUCCACCCUCGCCGCCCACCUCCGAACCUGGCAGCCCGGACCGGCAGAAAGAGCUGCUUCAAAACCUGACGCCCCCACCAUCUUACGCUGCCACCAUUGCGUCCAAAAUGGCUGCCCACACACCCAAUCACACCAUGCCCACAUCCACACGCACACCUGCAAAUCCUGGAGCUGGAGGCAUGCCGGUCCGCUACAACCGCAGGACAAACCCUGACCUGGAGAAGAGGCGAAUACACCACUGCGAUUUUCCAGGUUGUAAGAAGGUUUACACCAAGUCAUCGCAUCUGAAAGCUCAUCUGAGGACGCACACUGGCGAGAAGCCGUACAGGUGCACGUGGGAGGGCUGCGACUGGCGCUUCGCCCGCUCUGACGAGCUCACACGUCACUUCCGAAAACACACGGGCGCCAAGCCUUUCCAGUGCGGCGUGUGCAGCCGCAGCUUCUCACGCUCCGACCACCUCGCCCUGCACAUGAAGAGACAUCAGAACUAAACAACACGUUUAUGUAUGACAUGACUGUACACACACUGACAAUCAUAAUAUGUACUUACACACAGACCUGCGCUCACACACUCUGUACAGAACACACACACAAUGCUUAUCGUGCACUUGAAGAGACACUAGAACAAAACACACAUUUGUAGCCAAUUUAGACGACCCUUCUUAUGUACUUAUCACUUAAGGUGAUUAUUUCCCUUUGACUUGUCCACACAGUUUGAGCAAGCUUUGAGUUUCUCACUUCAUUAGUUCAACCUGACUGUAAUCUCUCCCUGCUAUGCAAUCACUCACUCAUUGAAAUGCGUAAAGGUGCACAUGGACGCCACAUAAAUCACUACCUGACUCUUAAAGUAGCAAUUUGUUUUCACU
Molecule: messenger RNA, 1767 nt
Organism: Colossoma macropomum (tambaqui)
Lineage: Eukaryota; Metazoa; Chordata; Actinopteri; Characiformes; Serrasalmidae
Gene: klf5a
Product: Kruppel-like factor 5a
Exons: 4
Coding region: 118-1392 (424 amino acids)
Biological process (GO): regulation of transcription by RNA polymerase II
Molecular function (GO): DNA-binding transcription factor activity, RNA polymerase II-specific; RNA polymerase II cis-regulatory region sequence-specific DNA binding
Source: RefSeq, a predicted model, not a curated record